AUGGCUAACAUGGAACACAAAGUGAAUACAUAUUGGAAAAAUGUCCUCACUAUUGUGCCGAUUGUAGGGGCUGGGGUGGCUACUAUGAUCUACCUGUUACGUCUCUACUGCAGGCGGAUGAAAGCGGUGGGGCUUCAGCUGGAAGAUUACCUAAUGGGAGUCGGUCUGAUCAUCUCCUUCGCUGUGACGGCUUUUGUAGUAGAUACCGCCUUCAAUGGUGUCGGUCUCCCCAUCGCAUCGCUCCCCAAACAUGAACGGCAGCGUGUUCAAUUCGGAUCAUGGAUGAUACAAAAAUUCUGGGCCCCGUCAAUGGCAUUUGUCAAGAUCUCGAUUGUCAUCUUUAUCAAACGACUGUUCGGCUCGAUCCGGGCAUACGUCGUUAUUUCCUACUGUCUGGUCGGAUUUAUCGCCACAUGGGCUCUCGCUGCCCUGUUGACCAAUAUCUUCCAAUGCACACCGGUGCAAUACUACUACAACAAAAAUUUGAAAGGACACUGCAUGUCGGGACAGGUUCAAUUCUUCCAGACUAUGGGCUCGAUCGCAUUGAUUGAAGAUAUUAUCAUCCUCUGUCUGCCAAUUCCUGUAUUUUGGAAGUUACAGAUCAACACUCGGCAGAAAAUAGCGUUAAUCCUGGUGUUUUCUCUGGGUGGACUUGUCUGCAUCUUCAGCCUGAUGCGCCUGAUUGAAUUCCGCGAAUUUCAACUCACCGACCUUGCGGCCUCAAGUGCUAAAGAGUCCAUCUGGACUUGCCUCGAACUCGACGUGGCCAUCAUUUGUGGCUGUCUGCCGUUCCUUAACCCACUCGUGCAAGGUGUCCGCAGCAAAGUCAGAAGUGAAGCCUCAAAGUAUCAUUCUCAACCUUCUACCGGAUCCAACUUGCAUUUACGCACGUUGCGGGGAAACAAAGGCGAGUUUCGAACGCUCAAUAGUGAUUGUGGAGCGUCAACGCACUCAGAUAGCCACAAUGCCAUGACUACGGCAAGCCAAAAGAGCUCCGAUAUGGAGAAUAAUACCCAAGUUGUGGACGGGCGGUCCAACAAUAUCAUGGCUUCAUAA
Messenger RNA from Penicillium expansum, 1056 nucleotides. RefSeq lists its product as uncharacterized. The record is from RefSeq and is a predicted model, not a curated record. Lineage: Eukaryota; Fungi; Ascomycota; Eurotiomycetes; Eurotiales; Aspergillaceae. The transcript has 5 exons. Bases 1 to 1056 code for a protein of 351 amino acids.